This is a messenger RNA of Plodia interpunctella (Indianmeal moth), 1816 nucleotides long. RefSeq names its product Phosphatidylinositol glycan anchor biosynthesis class Q (gene PIG-Q). Gene Ontology annotation, cellular component: endoplasmic reticulum; membrane. Lineage: Eukaryota; Metazoa; Arthropoda; Insecta; Lepidoptera; Pyralidae. The transcript has 8 exons. Bases 247 to 1704 code for a protein of 485 amino acids. Gene Ontology annotation, biological process: GPI anchor biosynthetic process. The record is from RefSeq and is a predicted model, not a curated record.
GCUGACAUGGCAACACUGGCUCCGCUCCGACAAGAGCAAUUUUAUUUACCUAUAUCCUACAUGAAUUAUUUUAUCAUUACUACUUAGGUAGGUACCUAUUUUCUUUUCUUCAAAUCAAAGAUAGGUACAUACCUAAUAGGUAAUUAUUCUUGUUAUAUUUAUGUGUCUACAUAACAAUAGAUAUAAUAAUUUAUGAAUACAUCUGUAAAUUGAUGUUAAAGUUUACAGACAAAAAACAAAUGAAAUAUGACUUCAAUAAGAAUUUUCUUACCGGCUAUUUCAAAACCUCUGAAGGAUGUAUAUUUUAAAGGGUUUAUUAUUAAUGCUGCUGAGCUACAAACUUAUACUAUAUGUGUCAUCAAAUAUGCAAACAAUGUUGAUGAUCUAAUUGAUGGACAUAAUGAAGCCCAAGAAAUAAUAUAUGGCCAACUCUGUGCACAUCAAUCAAAAAUCGUAGACGAAAACAAAAAGUAUAGAAAUUGGCUUCUAUUAGAACAGAAAGAAAUUCCAAUGAUAAAUAAUUUAAUUAUCCACGGUAACAAAAUUGAAAAUACCGAAAACUGUAUCAUAAUGUUAUAUGAUUAUGAGAAAACAGUGAAUUCAGAAUUUAUAGACCAAAGUGGUGAGUUCUAUGAUUUUCAGAAAAUAGUAAAAGCAGAAUAUGGUUUUACCCAAGUGGUAACAAAUUACACACCAUUCCUCAGAAUACCUGAUUGGCUGUCAUCAUCUAUGUUUAUACAACAUAUUGUGAAUUAUAUUAAUAUGUUUUACUGGCUUGUAAUGUCUAUAAGGAAAGACAAAAAGAUAUUUAUCAAGCAAGGUAAUAUAAUUCUGGCAGUGGCAGUAGACUUGCUGUUAGGGUAUCUGGUCUUAAAUUUUCUCACACAGCACAAAAUGAAGCUGAGUUCAAAGUUAAUGGAAGUCUUAGAGGAGCUAAUAAAUAUGUUAUAUACUUUAUUAAAAUGGCUGAUGGGUUCGCCAGCUGGAUUCAAACUAAACAAAGAAUUCAACAAAAUGCUCGGAAAAUAUUUUUCAUAUCAUGUUCAAUUGUGGUGGCUUUUUUUAGAUGUAUCUGGUGAAAAACUGGACAUUAUCCUACACAUCUACCACUACAUUGGUUACUUAGGGUUUACAUUUCAAGCUGCAAUAAUAUCCGACAUGAUAUGCAUAGCUACAUUCCAUUCUUAUUGCAUUUAUGUAUAUGCUGCUAGAAUGUUCAAUAUACAGAUAUCGGGUCUCAUUGCAUUAUUGAGGUUCUUUGUUGGUCGCAAAUACAACCCUUUGAGGGAUGGCAUUGACUCGUGCGAAUACACGAACCAAGAACUGUUUGUGGGCACAGUGGCGUUCACAAUAUUAUUACUGCUGCUACCUACUACGGCGAUGUAUUAUAUUGUCUUUACAUUGUUCCGGCUGCUGUCCCUGGUCGUGCAGUAUAUAUUAGCCAAAGUAAUAUAUUUAGUGCAAACAUUCCCGUUAUACGCCUUAACUUUGUGGUUGAUAGGAUCUCCCAAAGUUGGAGGAAACAUCCGCAUGGAAGUAUUGAAUAAAGAAAAAUCGUCACAUCUAGUCAUACGAUUGAAGCUGUUUCGAAAGUCUAUUUGGGACCUGGUGAACCAUUUCAAAUCGCCCGUAGAUACACCAAAACAAUUUCAGUGGACAAAUAUGCUUUCUAAUGUUUGUGUAGGAAAACAAAUAGUUAUUUAAAACAAUCCCAAAAUAGCCAGGCACACAUCUAAAUUGAAAGAAGAAAAAAAAUUUUAUUCAUAAGCAUAAGGCAUAAUCAUUGUAAGUUUCGAAAUAAAACAAUAUUGAUUUA